UUUGUUUGGCAUACAACAAGGCGAACACACACACACACACACACACACAUACACACCCCCCAAUGUGUGGCCGUGUGCUUUUGGUUGCGUAAGUGCUUACAAUUGAACUUUUGAUUUUUGGCAAGAAUUUCGACAUUCGCAUUGGGUAAAUGUAUAAAAUAUCCACUUUCGAUAAUAAAUUGUGUCAUGUCCUACGGCACCAUUUGGAUUUGGCGGGGGAUGACUGUGGCAUACCAUACUCCAUAUGGUCCUUCUCUCCCGCAACUCGUUGGAAUGUAAUCUACGAAUUCUUCACCAACAAGCCCAUGUGCCAAGCCGCAUGGUUUCCCCUGAUCUAUUGGAUGGUCCUGUUCAUCAGUAUUUGGGGUACGAUUCGCAGUAUAAUCGAAUUUAUUGGUCGUUUGGGCGUUAAGGACAAGGGCAUAGUUUUGUGGCGGAAACGAAGUUAUAACAUGCUCACUCCCUCCAUGCUAUGCAAAUGUCGCUUGGUGGGGGCAUUUGUGAUGUUUCAUAUUUGGUUAUUGUUGUCCUAUGGAAUUAUGACUGUCUCGCCCCACUACAUGAUGCCUUGGUUAACCGUAAAUCUUGUAACGAUGCUUUUUGAAAUGAUCACUUGGCUGUUAAAUCUAUCAUUGGGGCAGACUAAAAUGGACCUGCACACGGUGUGCUCCAUUCUGUUGCCACUCGCCUUUCAUUGGCUGGUGGCCUGUGUACGAAAUGUCUUUCGAAACGCCAUCGAUAUGAAGGACUUGGACAAAUUGCGUUUGUGGCCCAUAUUCAAAUGAAGAAAAUGGAAAAAUGAUAACCCUCUUGCCGGUAGACUUUAAUAAAUUUGAAAAGAUGUUUGGGAGUUACUGAA
This is a messenger RNA of Stomoxys calcitrans (stable fly), 859 nucleotides long. RefSeq lists its product as uncharacterized. Bases 150 to 785 code for a protein of 211 amino acids. The transcript has 3 exons. NCBI's taxonomy places the organism in Eukaryota, Metazoa, Arthropoda, Insecta, Diptera, Muscidae. The record is from RefSeq and is a predicted model, not a curated record.